CUCUCUACCACCACUAUAGCCAUUCGCACAUUAUUUUCACAUCCUCAGGCCAUAUCUGUCAUUUCUGCUCUGCUCCUGCUGGCAUGGGAGAGGCAUGAUUUUGUGCGACAUCACAUGUAAUUCUAUCCACCUGGGCCGCGACUCCCUCCACGACACAGAUCUCAAUCUUAACCUCAGCCACCUUUUAUCCACCCUCCUUGCCCACGAAGCCUCGCCGAAGCUCUUUCUGCAUGCGAUAGUCUGUCCAUAUCCGAGUUAUCCGGACUAGGACAAAGCAGAUAUAGAAGAGAGAAGGGGAAGCGAACAUCCCCUAACUUCCUACCAACGCCCCUGCCAAUUCAGCCCAGUUGCGCUCGAUGCACCUUCGGUGACAUACACCACCCUCCAAGGCCGUCCUUCAUCUGCUAUCUCUUGACUGAGCAUGGCAGACUAUGGUAGCCCCGAGUCUCGCUACCAUGCUUCCCGAGGCCAGGACUAUGGUGGCUCGGCCGAUCGUCACAGAGACGCCGCUUUCCACAACAUAUUCGGAGGGGCGCCGCCUCCAGGAAGAUCUCAGACAAUGACAACGCAGUCGUCCGGCAUAAUGUACGAUCGACUGAAUAGUAUGGGGUCUGGCAUGCCAUCCCAGCACACAAUGUCUGCGAGACACGGACCUCCUCCUCCCGUGCGGCAACCCCCUCAAACUUAUGAUCGAGCAAACGGCAUUGCUCCAGGCCAGCCGUAUAUGAAUGGAACAAACAGGCCCAUGCCUCAUAAUCCACCUCCUUCAUUUCCCGAUCGACGACCCUAUCCUCCUCCUCAGCGCAUCGAUCCUAGGCCGGGAGCGCCGCCAAUCAUGGCAAACCCAUACGAGCGCAAGCCGAUACCCAACCGCAUGCCACCACCAGCGCUCAACAACGAUGCGUACCGAUCGCGCUCCAUGGUUAGACCGGGAGAGCCGACAAUUGGGUACAGACCUCCUCCGACCAGUUUCCAGCAAGGCACAGCUAGCGCAUUCAGACAACAACCGUAUGCAGGAAUGGGUGCAUCCAGAACGACAGCACAAGGAAGACAUAUACCUGAAAGGCCUGAUGAUAGAGCAAUGUCAAUGGGCUCCUAUUCUUUCGAUCGUGAUCAUGCACAGCAGUUGACUAGUGGGAGAGUCGUGCCUGGACGUCGUCGAGAGACGGAUUCAAAUCCAUUCGCGGACCAAGUAUCCCCCAACGGAUCUUUCAAUUCGACAAGCUCACCGGCUUAUAUGCAAACGCAUCGGGCUCGGCGUCCUAGUGAGACCAGCGUUACUCCGCGCACAGUAUCCUCGGCCUCUGUCGCGUCAGGUUCGUCCGACAUGACAGGCACAACUAUAAAUGGCUCCCGUAGCGACAGCAUGAAGCAACGACCACCGCCGUCCAGCCAGUCCUCAAGUCAGACAACAACAGCGACUGUGGUUCAGCGGAAAUCGCCGCUGGUCUAUCCUGCUCUUCUGUCGCGCGUGGCUAGCGCUUUUCAAGAACGUAUUGGUGUCGGUGAUCGGGAGAAAAAUGACCUGUCCUACAAGAAUGCCUUUACAGGCGCGGAGGCCGUCGAUCUGAUCGCAUACAUUAUCAAGACAACGGACCGUAACCUGGCUCUUCUUCUAGGUCGCGCCCUUGAUGCGCAAAAGUUUUUCCAUGAUGUCACAUAUGAACACCGUCUGAGAGAUGCGCCUGGAGAGGUCUACCAGUUCAGAGAGACGAUGGGAGAGGAGGCAUCGUCCAAAGAUGUCAAUGGUGUCUUCACUCUGCUCACAGAAUGCUACUCCCCAACCUGCACAAGAGAUAACCUCUGCUAUUCCAUCGCGUGUCCGCGACGACUGGAACAACAAGCCCGGCUCAAUUUGAAACCACAGCCGGGCCUACGACAUUCGAAUUCAAGAGGCAGUCUACAUGGUGAUGAUGACCAGGAACAGAAGCUCUGGAUCAACAGUGUGCCGAAAGAGGUUGCCGAUAGAAUCGAUGACCGUGAAAAGAAGAGGCAAGAGGUCAUCUCUGAGAUCAUGUACACAGAGCGCGACUUCGUCAAGGACUUGGAAUACCUGCGCGAUUUCUGGAUAAGACCACUGCGCGGUUUGGGUAACGUCGUGUCCCCAAUCAAAGAAGAGAGACGGGAGAAGUUUGUGCGUACCGUCUUCGGCAAUUGCCUUGAGGUCCUCGCAGUCAAUGGCAAAUUUGCGGACGAGCUGUCCAAGCGGCAAAAGGAACAACAUGUGGUCCAGAGCAUCGGUGAUGUUUUCUUGAAGUGGGUUCCCCAAUUCGACCCUUUCAUCAAGUAUGGUGCGAAUCAGAUGUACGGCAAAUACGAGUUUGAGAAGGAGAAGGGGGCAAACCCAGCAUUCUCUAGGUUCGUCGAUGAGACUGAGAGACUCAAAGAGUCAAGAAAGCUUGAGCUUAAUGGGUAUCUGACAAAGCCGACGACGCGCCUGGCUCGAUAUCCACUACUUCUCGAUAACGUACUGAAAUACACCAAGGACGACAACCCUGACAAAAAAGACCUCCCUAAAGCUAUCGGGAUCAUCAGGGACUUCCUGGCACGCGUCAAUGCCGAAAGUGGCAAGGCAGAGAACCACUUCAACCUGCUGCAAUUGAAUCAGCAACUGAAAUGGAACCCAGGAGAAUACACGGAUUUGAAGCUCACCGAGGAAAAUCGUGUCAUCCUGACCAAGAUGAGCUUCAAGAAAACGCCGACCGACACUGCAGAAGUACAAGUCUAUUUGUUUGAUCAUGCCGUCUUGAUGUGCAGGGUCAAGACUGUGAAUAAAAGAGAAGAACUGCGUGUCUACAGGAAACCAAUCCCCUUGGAGCUUCUGGUCAUUGCUGAAAUGGAUCAAGUCAUUCCCCGCCUAGGAAUUGCAAAGCGUCCAUCGUCAAGUCUGAUCCCGGGGGCCAAAUCAUCCACGUCAAGCACUCCAGGCCAAAAGGAAGUGUAUCCAAUCACGUUUCGUCACCUUGGGAAGGGUGCGUACGAACUCCAGCUCUAUGCCACCUCCAUCACGCAACGUAAGAAGUUCAUUGAGUUGGUGGAAGAACAACAGAGCAAGCUUCGGGAACGCAGCAGCAACUUCUAUACCAAGGCAAUCCUCUGCGAAGGCUUCUUCAAUGCCCAAAACCGUGUCAACUGUCUUGUGCCUACCGAUGGUGGUAGAAAACUCAUCAUUGGCACUGACAAUGGAAUUUACAUCGCUGAUCGAUUUACCAAGGAUAAGUCCAUAAAGCCGAGGCGAAUCCUGGAUGCAACCCAGGUAUCCCAAAUCGACACGCUCGAAGAGUACAGACUACUUUUGGUCCUGUCAAAUAAGACACUGACUUCUUACCCUUUCGAAGCGCUCGACGCCAACAAUCAGAACCCACUGGCAACGCGACCUCGAAAGAUUCAGGGCCACGCCAAUUUUUUCAAAGCUGGAAUCGGCUUGGGUAGACAUUUGGUUUGCUCCGUCAAGACCUCAGCGCUGUCUACCACAAUCAAGGUCUACGAGCCAAUGGACGAUCUCACAAAGGGCAAGAAGAAACCUGCCAUCAGUAAAAUGUUUGCUAGUGGCCAAGAUGCUCUGAAGCCUUUCAAGGAAUUUUACAUCCCAGCCGAAUCGACAUCGGUCCACUACCUAAGGUCGACACUCUGCGUCGGCUGCGCCAGGGGCUUCGAAGUCGUGUCGUUGGAGACUACUGAGCGACAGUCACUUCUCGAUCAAGCCGAUACUUCUCUUGAUUUUGUGACAAGAAAGGAAAACGUCAAGCCCAUUCACAUCGAACGACUCAACGGGGAAUUCCUACUCAAUUAUUCAGACUUUAGCUUCUUCGUCAAUAGGAAUGGGUGGCGUGCUCGACAGGACUGGAAGAUUACCUGGGAAGGCACACCACAAGCCUUUGCGCUGAAUUACCCGUACAUUCUUGCAUUUGAGCCAAGCUUUAUCGAGAUCAGACAUAUUGAGACUAGCGAGUUGAUUCAUGUCAUGACCGGCAAGAAUGUGAGGAUGCUUCACUCGAGCACUCGAGAGAUAUUGUACGCUUAUGAAGACGAGAGUGGCGAAGACGUGAUUGCUAGCCUUGAUUUCUGGACCCAAGCUCAGGUUUGACGGUAGCCAGACGGGAAUUUGUUCCUUUUGCUUUGCGAGGCGAAGGUAGAGCUGGUUUGGAGUCAAACGUCCACAUUGGAAUGCGAUGUGAACGGUAAUAAGCAUGUUCUUGUCUGCACGACAUCAAGAGCGAAACGAGAUGAAGAUAUGUUCUUUGCUACUAACAACAAUUGACGCUGGGGACGUCGGAUGGCGAGGCGAUGGGACCUAAAUCUUCGAACUGGGUCCGUUGAGAUGGGCUCGAGAUCUAGAUAUUGUUCUUUCAGAUUCGGAGAAAUCAAAGAUUGAACCUUUUCUACCG
This is a messenger RNA of Exophiala xenobiotica, 4388 nucleotides long. RefSeq lists its product as uncharacterized. Gene Ontology annotation, molecular function: guanyl-nucleotide exchange factor activity. Lineage: Eukaryota; Fungi; Ascomycota; Eurotiomycetes; Chaetothyriales; Herpotrichiellaceae. Gene Ontology annotation, biological process: intracellular signal transduction. The record is from RefSeq and is a predicted model, not a curated record. The transcript is spliced from 3 exons. Bases 422 to 4087 code for a protein of 1221 amino acids.